UAGCCAACUAACGCCCAUCUCCCUCUCUCUCUCUCUCUCUCUCUCUCUCUUUCUGUGCUGCCUCUGGGCGCGAAUAACAGCAAUUGGCCGUUUCAUUAAAUUGCGAGGAAUCCUCCAUCUCUCUCUGCUCUGCAGCGCCUCGGUAUCAUUAUCAUCAUCAUCAUCAUCAUCAUCAUCAUCUCCUCCCUUCUCUUUCCCAGCUCUAGGGCUGGGUUUCUGAUCGUAUGGAUCAUGAGCUUGUGAAGAGGUCUCUAGGCUUCGCCAGGAGGAGGAAGAAGUGGAUUGGCUUGCUCGCCGCGUUUGGGAUUUCGAGCUAUGCUGCCUACAGGGUUUAUCAUUUGCCGUCCGUGACGAGGAAGAGGAAGAGGCUGGUGAAGCUGUUAGGUGCCCUGGUUUCUGUGUUGGAGAUGGCCUCUGAUUCGGCAGAAACCAUCAGCCUUGUCUCCAACGACUUGAAGGAGUUUCUACAGUCAGACACGGAUGAGAUUCCCAGAAGUUUGAAGCAAAUCUCAAAGAUUGCGAGAUCGCAGGAGUUCUCCCAAUCUGUUAGCAGGGUGACGAAGGCCUUUACUGUUGGAAUUAUUCGUGGUUAUAAGACAGAUUCAUGUGUCAAAACUGGGUCAGAAGUAGGCAUCCGGAGUUCUAAUUACGCUGAUAAGGUCAUGGAUAGGCUUCUUUCUUCAGCCGGGACUGGUUUUGCUUCAGUGGUUGUGGGUAGUUUUGCUAGGAACUUGGUUUUGGGCUUCUACUCCAGUAGUGAAUCAGUGGAUCGUUUAAAGGCGAACGGUGAGGAAUGUUUGUCUCAGUCAUCAGGGAUGCUGAGGUGGUUGAAUGUUGCUUGUGAUGACAAGUGCAAAGAGCUCAUAGGUGAUUGUAUACAGAAGUUUGUGAGCACUGCUGUUGCUGUUUAUCUCGACAAGACCAUGAGCAUCAAUACCUAUGACGAGAUCCUCGCUGGGUUGACCAACCCGAAGCAUCAGGACAAGGUCCAGGACAUUCUCGUUUCAGUCUGUAACAGUGCUAUCGAGACACUAAUAAGGACAUCUCAUCGAGUGUUGACAAGUCCAGACUCUGGUGCAAAAUCUUCCUGUUCGAUCGUUGAUCAGACUGAAGACCUCAGUGUUGUUGGAGACAAGUCCGUUGAGCUAGAAGUCCCUUCAAAGUAUCAGGUGCCGAGCUCAGUUUCCAAAGUACAAGACAGUGGGUGGGCCAACAAGGUUUCAUCCACCUUAGCUGUGCCGAGCAACAGACGCUUUGUGCUUGAUGUCACUGGGAGAGUGACCUUCGAGACCAUCCGGUCUAUUCUGCUGUUUCUGUCAUGGAAACUAUCAGAGGGCAUCAGGAUGAGUCUCGGUACAGUGCACGAGGAGGUUAUUCUUAGGGGGCUUGAAGUAGUGAGAUUUAUCAGUGCCAAGUCUUCUAUUAUUUUCACCCUGUGCCUCGCGUUAUAUCUUCAUGUUCUUGGAGGUACAAGAGUUGUCCUUACAGCUUAAAGCUAGGGUAUCGUGUCUCAAAUUGUUUGUACGAAUGCAAUUGUGCUUUAGCUGCCCCAAAAAUAUACUAUAGUAGAUUAUCCAUAGCCUAGUUCAGUGGCAGUAGUUUUAGGAGUAUAUCAAGUAUAGUGAAAUGCUCUCUUGUUCAACCCCAAAUCGGUCCCUCCUGCUCAGAAGGUAGUAUUUAGGUCAUUUAUUGUAUCCUGAUUACUUUCAAAAUUGAACGGGGAAGGAUGGGGGGAUAGUUUUCUUCUUUGGUUCCACGCAAUUAGUCCAGUGGAUCUGUCAUCUCUGUACUUCAGAAUGUUAUAGUAAGGAACCUUUGGAAUCAGUAAAAUUGGAUGGGAUGGCUUCUUUGAUUUGGCAAUUGAUUGCUUUCAGAUGGCCCUAUUACCAUGCUGCUGUUCGAGUAAGUAUUAUUCUCAGCGAGAUCAAUGCAAAUGCCAUUUAUUUCGA
This is a messenger RNA of Punica granatum (pomegranate), 1949 nucleotides long. The record is from RefSeq and is a predicted model, not a curated record. NCBI's taxonomy places the organism in Eukaryota, Viridiplantae, Streptophyta, Magnoliopsida, Myrtales, Lythraceae.